Molecule: messenger RNA, 3718 nt
Organism: Peromyscus eremicus (cactus mouse)
Lineage: Eukaryota; Metazoa; Chordata; Mammalia; Rodentia; Cricetidae
Gene: Fignl2
Product: fidgetin like 2
Exons: 1
Coding region: 1-1950 (649 amino acids)
Molecular function (GO): ATP hydrolysis activity; microtubule severing ATPase activity; ATP binding
Source: RefSeq, a predicted model, not a curated record
AUGCACUGGACACCAGAACACGCCCAGCCCCUCAACCAGUGGCCAGAGCAGCACCUGGACGUCUCCUCCACCACCCCAUCGCCGGCCCACAAGUUGGAGAUGCCUCCAGGGGGUCGCCAGCGCUGCCACUACGCUUGGGCACACGACGACAUCUCCGCCCUCACUGCCUCCAACCUCCUCAAGCGCUACGCUGAGAAGUACUCCGGAGUCCUGGACUCGCCCUACGAGCGCCCGGGCCUAGGCAGCUACGGUGACGCCGCCUUCCUCAACGGCGCCAAAGGGGACCCGGAACCCUGGCCGGGGCCGGAGCCACCUUACCCCUUGGCCUCGCUCCACGAAGGCCUCCCGGGAGCCAAGCCGGCCGGCGGGGGUGGGUCCGCGGGCCUCGGGGGCUCCCCGGUAGUAGCCGGGAACCUGGCUGAGCCGCUGUACACGGGCAACGCGUGCGGGGGCCCAUCGGCGGCCACCGAGUACGCGACGGGCUACGGGGGCGGGUACCUGGCGCCCGGCUACUGCGCGCAGACGAGCGCCGCGCUGGCCGCGCCGCCCCCGGCCGCGCUCCUGCAGCCAGCCCCGCCGCCGGGCUACGGGCCCUCGGCGCCGCUCUACAACUACCCGGCGGCCGGCUACGCCGCGCAGCCCGGCUACGGUGCGCUCCCGCCGCCCGCCGCGCCCCCCGCGCCCUACCUGCCGUCCGGCCUGGCGGCACCCACGCCCCUGCCGGCCCCCGCACCGCCCCGGCCCGCGCCCUACGGCUUCCCCGCCGCCGCCGAGGGCGUGUCGCUCAAGCGCAAGGCGGUGGACGAGGGCGCGGAGGCCCGCUACCGCAAGUACGCUUACGAGCCCGCCAAGGCCCCCGCGGCCGACGGUGCCGCCUACCCCGCCGCGGACGACGCCGAGUGUCGGGGCAACGGGUUCCGCGCGAAGCCACCCGGAGCUCCGGAGGAGGGGACGGGCAAGUACGGCGGCGGCGGCGGCGGUGGCCCUCUCAAGGUCCUGGGCUCCCCCGCCUACGGCCCUCCUCUCGAGCCCUUCGACAAGUUCCCCGAGCGGGCCCCGGCCACCCGCGGAGGAUUCACGGCGCCGUCGGGGGAGCCUCCCAAAGGUGUGGACCCGGGGACCCUGGAGCUGGUGACCAGCAAGAUGGUGGACUGCGGGCCCCCGGUGCAGUGGGCAGACGUGGCGGGCCAGGGCGCGCUCAAGGCGGCGCUGGAGGAGGAGCUGCUGUGGCCCCUGCUCAGGCCGCCCGCCUGUCCCGGCAGCGCGCGCCCGCCGCGGACCGUGCUGCUCUUCGGGCCCCGCGGCUCCGGCAAAGCGCUGCUGGGCCGCUGCCUCGCCACCCAGCUGGGCGCCACGCUGCUGCGCCUGCGCGGGGCCGGCUUGGCCGCCUCCGGCGCCGUCGAGGGCGCGCGCCUCCUGCAGGCGGCCUUUGCGGCCGCGCGCUGCCGGCCGCCGGCGGUGCUGCUCAUCAGCGAGCUGGAUGCGCUGCUGCCGGCGCGGGACGACGGCGCCUCGCUGCGGGCGCCUCUGCUGGCCUGCCUGGACGGCGGCUGCGGCGCGCGCUCCGACGGCGUGCUGGUGGUGGGCACCACCUCGCGGCCGGGGGCCCUGGACGAGGCGACCCGCCGGCGUUUCGCGCUGCGCUUGUACGUGGCCCUGCCCGACGGCGCGGCGCGCGGGCAGAUCCUGCAGAGGGCGCUGGCUCAGCAGGGCUGUGCGCUGAGCGAGCGGGAGCUGGCCGCCCUGGUGCAGGGCACCCAGGGCUUCUCGGGCGGCGAGCUGGGGCAGCUGUGCCAGCAGGCAGCGGCCGAGGCGGGCCUCUCCGGACUGCAGCGGCCCCUUUCCUACAAAGACGUGGAGGCUGCUCUAGCCAAGGUGGGCCCUCGGGUCUCCCCCAAGGAGCUGGACUCGCUAGUGGAGUGGGACAAAAUGUAUGGCUCCGGACAUUGAGGGUGGCAGAGGGGAGGCCACCUCCGCCUCAGGGGAUGUCCUUGGCCAAAGGAGUGAUGAAUGUGGGGUGGAAGAGGGGAGGACUCUGCCAGGGGAUUUGUUCUUUAUGGGAAGGAAAAUGCUUCUGCCCGGCAGAUCGAUGCCAUAUGCACCGUGUACUCAGGUUUCUCCUAUUUAUUGUGGACGGGAAGUUCGCCAUCUCCGCCGGGCACACCGGGCACACCCGACAUGAGCUGGCACCAGGGCCUAGGGAACUCCCGCCCUCUCUCCACAAUCCUCUUGCCUCCUUGCCCUCUGAGCAUCCUCCUUCCCGUUCUACCUUCUCUGUAUUGACUUAGUUUCUCAAGGCUUUGUCCCUGACCCUCCUCAUACUGUCCCUGUUCUUUCAGCUCCACCUUCCGGUCCCCACCUCAUCUGUCGCCCUCCGUGCUUCUCUGUGUAGCUGCUGUGUGUCUCCUGGACUCUGCUUUAAUCCCUCCUCACUGUUCCUCGUCCACACCGCAGCGUCUCUUGACAGUUCUUUUGGCCCAGAGGCUGAGGAAGGGGGUGUAGUGAGCCCCACAACCCCCUCAGUACAUUUAUCCACCCGACAUCUUGGGUCUACGGGGUGGGAACAAGGAAAGGGGGGGGAAACACCCAAAGAAGGGUUUUGUUUUGUUUUGUUUUUGGUUUGUUCAUUUUUGAGGUUUGCCCCAGAAAUGUAGGUUGCUUAAUAUUUUAGGCCUCUUAUUUUUGUAAGAUGUGUAGGAUUUACUGUUUUUCCGUUUUAUUUUGACAACUCAGGAAGAAACUGACCUCAGAAAGAAUGUUAGACUUUGCCUGCUCUCCUGUUACCCCCAGCCCCACCCCAGGGGAGCAGAUUCUCCCAGACCAGAGAGACUUGGGGCUGCUGAGGAACACCAGAGAAAAGCCCCAAACUGCUGUUACUGGGAUAGAAACAGAAUGUAGGCAAGGGCUCCUCCCCAGGCCCAGCGUGGGAGCAAGAGGAGAGGGUGGGGGCAGGGGACUCCAGAGGGCAAGUGAGGCUCCCUAUUGCCACUGUCUCCUGUGGGCUCCAUCCUCGGCUCCAGGUUGUCUGUGAAGCUUACAAGGGGCUGGGGUGCUCUUGCCCAUAUCCUGCCUCAGAGGUGACCCAAGUGGAACGUUCUCAGGCCACCUCACUGGACACCUGCUUGGUCAGAGGCUCCCUAGACCAGGCUAAGAGGAUUCCCUCAGGAAUGAAGAUGAUCUAGCCGGAAGUCUGGCUGGGCACAAUAUUGACUACUAGGAGCCAGGCCACCUGUUCCUCUGGGUCCUGUCAGGAGGCAGAGCAUUGCUCUGGAGAAAGUUCUGUGGGGAGUGUAUUUACUUGUUCCCCUGGAGUGUUGGGCCUGGAGAGUACAGGGUGUUUUCUGGUGACAGGGGGACUAGAACCCUCCUCUUCAGCCCCCAUUCCUCCUCCUGCUUGUUCCCUUCGUGGGGCUUCAGCGAUUUAGCCCCUCAGACCAUGUCACAAUCUUUGGGGCAAAGAAAGGACACUCCCCAUCUUUGUCCCACCCUGGCCCCCCACCCCCGCUUAUCCCUACAGUUCCUAGUUCCCUGUCAUGAGAGAUGUGGUAGGGGCCAGGGUGCUGAGGGCAGGUGCUAGCCGUGAGUGUGAGCAGGAAAGCUCGGCCUCCUCUUCAUCCUUGUUCUCUCUGAGCCUCUCUCUGGAGCCAGCCAACCAAGGGCAGGACUCAGAAUGCUGCUGCAAAAAGAUCCUUGGUGGGAACACGGAGUAAAGGAGUUC